Messenger RNA from Arabis nemorensis, 324 nucleotides. The record is from the annotation of a GenBank genome assembly. Lineage: Eukaryota; Viridiplantae; Streptophyta; Magnoliopsida; Brassicales; Brassicaceae.
AUGAAAUUUAACGGUGACAAUGACAUCUUGAAACUUCGACAAGCCAUGCGAGUCAAGAUUUAUAACAUUUUACAGCAGAAACAACCGUCUCCAGCUGAUGAUGCAUCAAAGGCCAAGUAUAUGGGUGUUGCUAGACGCUUAGAGGAGGGGCUAUUUAAAGUUGCUAACACAAAGGAAGAUUACAUGAACCAGUCAACCCUUGAACCUCGUUUAGCAAGCCUAAUCAAAGGCAGACAGUUGAAUUCGCAACCGAGACACACGAGGAACUUCUCUAUGAAAAAGAGAAGCUUCUUGAGAAGGGCCGGGAGAUCGAUGGGAGACUGA